This is a messenger RNA of Ylistrum balloti, 1239 nucleotides long. RefSeq names its product protein FAM124A-like. The record is from RefSeq and is a predicted model, not a curated record. The coding region runs from base 1 to 1239 and encodes 412 amino acids. NCBI's taxonomy places the organism in Eukaryota, Metazoa, Mollusca, Bivalvia, Pectinida, Pectinidae. The transcript is spliced from 3 exons.
AUGGACGCUUACUUGAAACGGACGUACGGACAGAAGAGGACUGUGAACAGUCAGACCAAGUACCCAUUUUGGGACUAUAGGUCAAGACGUGGCAGUCUGUCCGCUUCCGCCUCCAACUCCUCUAAUGAUGGUAGCAGUAUAUCAUCUAUUGGGUCACUACGUUCAGAAACAGAAAGUGAGAAUAUUAGUCUAUCUGGUAACUCGGAUAUAGACUCCAUCAUGCUCAGCGACCCCUACCGGAUGACUGUUCACUUUCUUGCUGACGCGCAUGAGAUCUAUCCUAUGAUGGACAUGUACCAGCCAGUUAUUGAUUGGGUGGAUCCAGAUUUACAUAUAUUUAAGAUUUCUGAGAGGACAGAUUUUAGUAAUGGCGAAAACCAGUCAUUUUCUAUGCAAACAUCUUACUUGCCAAGCGUAUCUCUGAUGGUGUUUCUUCAUGAAGAAGGCAUGUUGGGGUGCGAACGAAUUCAAAACGCCAAAAAACAUUUUGAGAAAUCCCCAUGGAAGUUUCACCAUUCAGAGGAGGUUUCUCGUGGGCGGGUUAACCCCUACCCUUACAAUAGUCAGGACUUUUACUACACGUCAGAGGAUCUUCCGCUCUGGGCAGUGCGACAGGUGCAUUAUGGGAAGGAACAUAUACGGGUUGUUGUGUUUGCAAGUGAAGACAAUUGGAAUGAUAUGGUUCAGUUUUAUAAACUUAUCAUUGGCACAGAGCCAGAUUUGAAUCGAAAUGACUUUUGUUUGUUUACAGUUCAUACGCAUUUGAAUUACGAUGUGCAGUUCGCAUUGAAGAAGAUACAAUCGGACAUAAAACCUCGCGCGUUAGACUGUGUUAAAUUGCAAUUCAGGGUUACGGACGUAGGACAUAUUGUGCCGCUGUUUCCAAACGUUUGUAAGCCCUUGUCGGACACUCGGUGGCAGACGACAGACCACGACGGAAAUGCAAUCGUGUUGGAGGUCACAGGAUGCAACCUCUCUCCUUCAGACAAAACAAGUCAUGUAUCUCGACACAGUUCGGACAGAUCAAACCGAUCUGACCAGUCAGGCAGGUUAUCACACAGAUCUGACCAAUCAGACAGACUUUCACGUAGAUCUGACCAAUCAGACAGUUUGUCACACAGAUCUGACCAAUCAGAUCAGUUGUCACAUAGAUCUGAUCAAUCAGACAAAUCGUCACAAAACUCGCUGAAUUCAGGAAAUUCUGACAGGACAGUACAAUUAUCUAGUUUUUACGUAUGA